Molecule: messenger RNA, 2905 nt
Organism: Plodia interpunctella (Indianmeal moth)
Lineage: Eukaryota; Metazoa; Arthropoda; Insecta; Lepidoptera; Pyralidae
Gene: elm
Product: ethanol sensitive with low memory
Exons: 4
Coding region: 303-872 (189 amino acids)
Biological process (GO): positive regulation of sodium:proton antiporter activity
Cellular component (GO): plasma membrane
Molecular function (GO): calcium ion binding
Source: RefSeq, a predicted model, not a curated record
GAUUUCGUCAUUAUGUGUCAAAGUUUAUUGUUGUGUUAUUUUAUCAGAUGAUUUCAAAGGUCAAUUAAUUUUGAAUUAUUAUUGCCAAUAAACGAACAUAAAUUAACAAUCUUUGAGUGCAGUAUCCAUGAAUUUCGUGUAAUGCGUAAUAUAACCUAAGUUCAGAUCAAUUUUAUUGCGGUGAUAAGUCGUGAAAAAUCAAUUAUUGUUCGGUGCAUGCACAAACUGCACAUAAUCUAAAGGCCAGUAGCUGAAUAGAAGGUCGUGUAGCUGCUUUAGAAGGUCAUAAGUGUUGUUUCAAAAUGGGGAACAAAUCUUCAUUACUAUUGCGGGAGGAGGAAAUAGCACAAAUUCAAGAAGAAACCGGAUUUACACCAAAUCAAAUUGAGCGCUUGUACUCUCGUUUCACGUCAUUAGAUAAGAAUGACUGUGGUACUCUGUCAAGGGAUGACUUCCUGCGGAUCCCAGAGCUCGCCAUCAACCCGCUCAGUGAACGCAUCGUUCACUCAUUCUUCGCUGAAAGCCAUGAUGAUAGGGUUAACUUCCUGCAGUUCAUGAGGGUGUUAUCCCAUUUCCGGCCAAUAAGGAAGAAUAGAGAAAACAAAUUGAAUAGUCGGGAGGAGAAAUUGCGAUUUGCAUUCUCCAUGUAUGACUUGGACAAUGAUGGCAAAAUCUCCAGGGAUGAACUGCUGGCGAUCCUUCAUAUGAUGGUUGGAGCAAAUAUCAGUGAAGAGCAGCUGUCCAGUAUUGCGGAGCGGACAAUCCUCGAAGCUGACACCAACAACGACCAGAUGAUAUCCUUCGAGGAGUUCUGCCGGGCACUGGAGAGAACAGAUGUCGAGCAGAAGAUGUCCAUCCGUUUCCUCAAUUGACCUCCAAACUCUUGAACCAUAUACAUCAAGUAUAUUUUGACCAUAGUGCUAGUGGUCAUUAUAUAUGGGCUUCUAACUAAAAAAUGAGUUGUCUAUGCUCUUGGACCUUUGUGUGUGAUAUCUUGGUAUAUUCGUAAUUGUUUGCUGUUGUUUAGUUGUUAGCUGAUUGGAGUAUACGACAUUGAUAUGAGAUAAUUGAUUGAUAAUGUGAAUGCAAAAACUGAUUUUUAAUAAACAACAAGGUGUGGUGAAUGUUUAGCCGAUAGUAACAUGGGAUAGAAAAAAUGUCCCAUAUUACUACUAGACCUAGAGAAGUUAAUGGUAAUAUGGGAACAACUACAAUACUACUGAUUGUAAGGCUGGUAAAAAUGUACAGUCUUAUUACAAGGUUGACUAGACAUUCUUCGGCACUUUGUGUAGAAUACAUUAUUAUUUUCUUAUCGAGUGUGUUAUUGUUAACAAAUUUCAACAAAAAAACAACAAAUUUAUUGUCAAAUUUUGUUCAAGCCGCCUAAAAGCAUGGCAUGACCAACAUCUCAGUUAAUUUAUUAUUUUAUAUGGCAAUCGAAGUGCUUACUUUUCAUUAUUAUGUGUUCUCUCUGGCCACUUCCUUUGCCCUACCGAUCGGAUGUCCCUAUGUAACCAUAAAUAAAGGUCGAUGUUAAAAUUCUCAUAUCAAUGCAAUGAUAUUUAAAGGAUUAAUCCGGGCUUUUAACGAAGUGUCUGACACUUGUAAGCUAAUUGUAUAUUUGGCGACUUAUUAAUUAGUCAUUUGUCUAUGUAUAUAAAUUGCUUAGAUUAUUGCCAAACGGCAUGUUUUUAAACUAUAUUAUAAUAAGUUUAAUGUGUUAUAAAUUAAUAUUUUUAUUGUGACAAAGUAGGUCGUGGGAUAGAUGGAAAAAUGAAAAAUGGACAUAAAAAUUAAAUUUAUAAUUAAACUAACUGAACAUUGAUACGUUGACUACUGGUGCAUCGGUGGUUAUUAUACCAGAUAUAACAUUGAUGUACGCUUUUCCGCCUGGUUUAGAAACUGAUGUACACGCGCCAAAAUUAAGCUAUAAAAUUUAACAAUUUUAUAUACCUACGCAGAAAUCGGAAUUUUAAUUGCUUCCUCAGAGUUUAGUGAUUUUAAGUACAAUUCUAUCUAGUUCAGAAAUUUAGAUUUCGGUGUUCAGAAGAUUGGACAUUAACGAACAAUCAGCGUUUACGAACGCAUGCAUAUUGCCAUGGCAGAACAAAGUGUUUACUGCAUCUACGUCAGCUCUAUGUACUUAGAGCAUGGAAAUAGUAGGUACUCCGUACAAGUACUUACUAAAUCCAUGACUUGGAGCCAUGCCACACAUAGCUCAGUCGCGCUCUGUCGUUUUGACGUCCGUCGACACAAUGCAGAAAUUGUAUGAAGUUUCGACGUACGUCAACGCACGUCAGAGUUAUGGGAAAUGGCUCUUAGUCAUCAAAACUUUUGAUGUAUAGAAUUAUAUAUAUAUAUAUAUAUAUAUAUAUGUAUAUGUUAAGAGACUACAUAAAACAUGUUUUUGACAUUAGCAAUAUAAUUGCUACGUCAGUAUUUUUGCACGGACUGUGGUGGUCCUAAUUAUAAAAAUGCAUAGUCAGUUAAAAUUUAUACAUCUCAAAUUAAUAACGGAAUAUGUAUAUGUAUUCCGUCGUUAUAUGUGUAUAUAAUAUCUUUUAGGGCUAUAACACUAUGGUUCCAUUGUGAGCACACUAUUGCAGUUAUGUCACAUUUCCACAUUUUUUAUUUUUUUUACGAAUACAUUAAAUAAUAAAUACAUAGAAGUAUAUAGAUCCCAACUUAGCAAGGGUAGAAAAGGUGUUAUGAAAGUAGCAUAAAUUUUAUUAUUAGUUUGGGUAUACCUACCCAAACUUACUGGUAACAUUUUUGUAGAAGAAAGUACCCUUCAUUCUGCAAAAAUGUUACAAAUAAGUCGGUGAUAGAUAAGUAUAAUAUAAUUCGUAUUUAUUUCUAAGGUAGCGUGUCGAAAAUCCAAAUAAAAUAUGUUUUUUUAUAUCAA